Belonocnema kinseyi is the source of this 4258-nucleotide messenger RNA. RefSeq names its product nodal modulator 2. Gene Ontology annotation, molecular function: carbohydrate binding. Gene Ontology annotation, cellular component: endoplasmic reticulum membrane. The record is from RefSeq and is a predicted model, not a curated record. The transcript has 15 exons. NCBI's taxonomy places the organism in Eukaryota, Metazoa, Arthropoda, Insecta, Hymenoptera, Cynipidae. The coding region runs from base 392 to 3976 and encodes 1194 amino acids.
AGAAAUUCGCUCAAUCUGAUAAAGCCCCUGAAUAUACUUAUAUACCUAUUUUUCUUAUAAUUUGUACAUUGAAUUUGGCUUAGUAUUUGUUUAUUAAAGUCUUAUAACUGUGCUUUAAACUGUUAACUUUUAUAAUAUAAGAGGAGUUACAUGUAUCUACCGAAAAAGACUUGUUUAUACAUACGUGAAAAAAGCUCAUUAAUUUUUUCUUAAAAAUAUUGAAAUGAUAAAUUUUAUUAUUGUUAUGUUGAUGGUUGCAGUAUAUAUUGUUUUAUUAGUAUAAAAUAAAUGCAUUAAAGAUGAUUGUAAAUGCUGAAAAAAAAUCAUUGAUGCGAACUCUUCAGGGCUAACGUAACGAAAAAUUCCUUUUUCUAAUUUAACAAAGCAUUUAAUGUUUGGAAAAUUCAUUUUCCUCUAUAGCUGCUUCUGUAAAGCUUCCAAAAUGUUGCGCUUAUUAGCGAUUCUACUCAUCGGCACAUUCAAUUUGUCACCAAUAUAUACUACCGAAGAUAUUUUAGGCUGUGGAGGAUUCGUAAAAAGUCAUGCUGAUAUUGAUUUCACGAAAAUUCGAGUAAUAUUAUUCACGAAAACAGGUAGUGUAAAAGAUCAAACUGAAUGUGCUCCAAAUAGUGGAUAUUACUUUUUGCCUCUUUAUGACAAAGGGGAAUAUGUUUUGAAGGUGGAACCACCUAAAGGAUGGAGUUUCGAACCAACAGAAGUUGCUUUGAAUGUCGAUGGAGCCUCGGAUGUUUGUAGUCAAGGAAAAGAUAUCAAUUUCGUGUUUAAAGGAUUCGGUAUUACAGGCAAAGUGUUAAGUAAAGGCUCCAGUUCUGGACCUAAAGGAGUGAAUAUUUCGUUGUAUAAAUACAAUCAAAAGGGAACUCCCAUAAGCACUACAAUCACUGCUCACGAUGGAACUUUCUAUUUUACUCCGAUACAACCUGGAAACUACGUAGUUGUUGCUAGCCAUCCUCAAUGGAUAAUGGAGAAAAGCUCGGUGUCGGUUACAGUACGAGAAGGAAAUACAGAACUUUCUGAUGAUAGUUUUUCAGUAUUCGGAUAUGAUGUUAGUGGUCGUGUUACAAGCGACCAUGAACCUGUCAGCGGCGUAUCCUUCCUUCUCUUUGGGAAUGGCCUUGUACAAAAUUGCGAAACAAGCACCGUCAGUGAAUGGACAGCAGAAAAUCCUCUCUGUCACAUAAAGUCUGAUAAAAAAGGAAGAUUUAGAUUUCCAGCCAUUUCAUAUGGAGAGUAUAAAAUCAUGCCUUAUUACGCCGGCACUCGUACUAAAUUCGACGUGCAACCAUCCGAAUUACGAUUUAAAGUCAGCCACGAUAGUUUGAUACUACCUCAAGAUUUUAAAGUAACAGGAUUUACAGUUAGUGGUAUCGUACGUGAAUCCAUCGACGGAAAGCCCUUAGUAGGUGCCAAAGUAUUUUUAUCAGGAAAAGAAGUCGGUUUUACUGAUCAAAACGGGAGAUACAAAAUAGACAAUAUAAAGUCUGGUCAAUAUAUUUUGACAGCUGAAGCUCCAAACAUGAAGUUUGAACAAAAACCAGUGAAGGUUUCUCCUAGCUCUUCUGAUGUGCCUGCCAUACAACCAUCUUCUUACCAAGUUUGCGGAAGAGUAACUUUAUCUGCAAAAGGCACUCUCAAUCAUCGCAAGGUUGCGUUUAAAAACAUUGGUUCAGACUUUCAGACAAAAAUUGAAAUCAAUCCGUCUAGUGGGGAAUUUUGCAUUUUUCUUGCGCCUGCCAAAUAUCAAGUGCGUGUGAUUGUUUCUGAAGAAGAAACACAUAAAGGAUUACAAUUCUUCCCUUUGCAACAAGCUAUCAUUGUGUCGUCGAAGCCACUGAAUAAUAUAAACUUUUUGCAACUAAAGGCAACUCUAAAAGGAACUGUCAAAUGCUUACCAGGGACUGACUGCAGUCAAGCAUAUGUUACUUUGAAAGUUCUUGAUGGUAUCACUGUAAAAUCUGUACAAGCAAAAGAAGGCAGAUACCAGUUUACGGAAAUAUUGCCGGGUCAAUAUGAAGUCCUGAUUGACACGGAUGUCUUCUGUUGGGAAAAUCCUGGGCAUAAGAUAAUGAUAACGUCAGAGCAGGCGGAAAUUCCUCUCUUUCGUCAAACUGGAUUUUCCGUCACUUUCAUUUCUUCUCACGAUACUGACAUUGAAUAUUUCGUUCCUGGGGAGACGAAAAAAAGUUCUUUACAACUGAAAAAGGGAAGCAGCAGGCAUUGCGUGCCGAAGGCUGGUGAAUACGAUUUUGUGCCAAAAAGUUGUCACAUUUUUUCAAAACCCUCGUAUAAAUGGGAUGUUAAAAAUCUCACUCCUAUCAUAAUCACGUCUACAAAACAUAAGCAUGGUGGAGUUAUUGUUAGCACUGCUGCUUUGGAUGGAGUAAAAGUGAGAAUUGAGAACGAUGUAGGAGAACCGGUCAUGCUUGGGCCUUUGAAGUAUGUCAAAGUAAAUGACGUUUACAAAUAUAAUUUUGAAUUUGACGCAAAUGCUGAUAACUCAUACGUUAUCGUCCCAAUAUCCGAGUUCAUGUUAUUUAGUCCGUCGUCUUUGAGAAUUCUGGGAGAAAACGAGUGUCAUGAUAAUAUUGCUUCAUUUAACGGUGAAUUAGGAAAGGUGAUAACUGGCUCAAUUGUGCCUCCACUAGAUGGAGUCACAGUGCAAAUUUUUGGUAAGGAUAAAGAAGUUCCUGUUCAUACUCUAGUCACUCAGAGUGAUGGUAAAUAUAAGGUUGGGCCACUUGAUGGAAAAGUUGAUUACAGUGUGACUGCAACAAUGGAGGGAUACGUCGUGACCGGUCCUGAUGCGAAGGGAAUUUUUUCAGCCCAAAAAUUGGCGGAGAUAUAUGUCAAUGUUCUAGAUGAAGCUGAUGAGAAAGCCUUGCAGGGAGUUCUCCUCUCUCUAUCGGGUGGCCAAAGCUACAGGAAAAACAGUAUAACAAACGAAAACGGUCAGAUGACAUUUAAAUCACUCUCUCCUGGAGAAUAUUAUCUUCGUCCAAUGAUGAAGGAGUACAAGUUUAAUCCAUCGUCGAAGGUAAUCAAUGUGCAAGAAGGUUUGACAGUCGAAGUGAAACUUACUGGCAACAGAGUCGCUUUUAGUGCGUACGGAGCAGUAACUUCAUUGAAUGGAGAACCUGAAGCUGGACUUCUUGUAGAAGCUCUGGGUCAGUCGGAAUGUUCCAGUUAUUUAGAAGAAGCUACAACGGAAGAAAAUGGCAACUUCCGCAUCAGGGGACUUCAACCUUCGUGUAUCUAUGCCAUUCGCCUGAAGCAUGGCGUCGAAGCCAAUUUGAACAUUCAACGAGUUUUACCAAGUUCGAUAGCUGUCCAGGCAACCGAAGACGUCUACAACCUUCGAUUGAUUGCUUUCCAUCCGAUCUCCCGUACGGAUAUUUCCGUGCACGUCAUCUCAUCUCAACCUGAUCACUAUCGUACUUUGAAAGUGAAACUUUGUAGAGAAGACAUGCCUGAUUCUCCAAUACACAUAGCAAAGAUUGAUAGUUAUCACACCUUCAAGAUCGGUAACAGUUACAACGCAGGAUUCUUAGUGCAUUUCCCACCUCUACAUUCGGAUAGCAAAAAAUACUUCGUCCAGCUAGACACUUCUUUAUCGCAAUCAUCGCACAAGUACAAGUCUAUUCCUGUUUAUUUUGAAGCAAACUCAUCCUUCAAGCACGUAAAACUGAAUUUUGAUGCGGAGAGGAAACAUGAUCAGGCGGACAUUAAUCAAACAUCAGUUGUUGCACUGCCUUUUAUAAUGCUCGUUGCUUUCGCGUUUCUCAGUAGAGAUAAGUUGUGGAGUUGGUUAAAUAAUGUGACCGAACGGUUAUCGAAACAUGUGCCGGUCUCUAGGCCUCCCGUGCAAGCCAUUCCAAUUGAUCCAAGAGCCGACGAUAUAAUUGUCGAGCAGAUCAUGAACAUUAAUAAGAGAAAGACGAAAGUACGUAAAGCGUAAUUUUUUGUGGUUCUAGGAGGUAUAUGGGUGUCUGUAAUAUGUUGAUGAUAAAAUAUACUGAAAGAGAGUUAUUGAUAUUCAAAAUUACAUUGCCUAAUUGGAAAAGAAAAUUUGUAAAAAAAUAAUACUUUCUUAAAAGGCGUUGGGUUAUUUACAGCGGAAUUUUGGACUUUGUGGUAAUGAGUAUUAAUGUAAUAAAGUACACCAUAAAAGAACAUCCGAGGUAUUGUUGUUUAAGAGCUAGAAUGUUCUGUUAGCAAAUAAAAGUGCUCUUUAAUUUUA